Osmerus eperlanus (European smelt) is the source of this 1066-nucleotide messenger RNA. Its product is annotated as immunoglobulin superfamily member 6. The record is from RefSeq and is a predicted model, not a curated record. Lineage: Eukaryota; Metazoa; Chordata; Actinopteri; Osmeriformes; Osmeridae. The coding region runs from base 213 to 980 and encodes 255 amino acids. The transcript is spliced from 7 exons.
UAGUAGUAACAGUGCCUUUUUAGCUAGCUUACCUGCACAAGACCUGGUUUUCCAUAUUUUGAGCAGCAAGAUAAUAAUAGCCGCCAGGUGGGAGAGGUCUCCAGUUAAUCUGAAGAUGUUCAUUGCUCCGACACUGGUUAUAAGAGAAGUGACCUACAGGAAGGAAGUGCGAGAAAGAAAAAAUCUGUCUUAUUUCAUCACUGCAUUGAGUAAUGAGAUCACAGGAGUUGAGCAGAGACAGGCUACAGAGACACCGAGGACAUUGGGGAAAUGAACAGGUUUCUGUUACUUUUUCUAACUGUAAGCUUUGUUUCAACAGCAGGAUGGGAAGCACACCAAGCUGCAUUGUGGGGAUAGACCAGCCAAACAAGAUGAUGUCGCAGGACAGCAGUCACAUCAUUCUUCCUUGUGACGUAAAUAUCAACUGUUCGUCCACCAACAAGCUAUUUAGUUCCAUUGAAACCCUUUGGUUUGUCUUCAACGAGCACUCACUCUAUAACAACCCAAUCAACCUGCCAGCACAAAGUUACAAGUACAGCCUGGAAGGACACUCUUUGAGGGUCCGCUCUCUCCACACCAACGACAGUGGGGUUUACCACUGUGCAAUCGUGCUCCAAGGGGUAGUGCAUCAAGGAGCACAGGAGAUAGGACGAGGAACCAGGCUGGUGGUGAUAGAUAUGCCGGUGGUUUGGCACACUCUUUUGUGGUUUCUGUUGGUCCUGAUGGCCCUAUACAGCCUUGCUGUGGUGGUUCUGAUCAUUCUGAAGAAGUCUGGGCAAGAUAUUACCAUUUGCAGAGGAACAAGGACGAAAUGUGAUGAGAAAAACACUGUCACCAAAACAAAAAGAGCCCAAUUCAGGGCUGUUGUGCAAGAGUUAUAUGGUAGGAAGAAUGCACAGAACCCUAAGCGUUCAUCUCAGACUAAGGUUCAAGGUCCUCAGUCCAACAAUCCAGCAGAUGACAUAUAUCAAAAUGUGUGAAUACCAUCAGCUGAACUGAAUGUCAGUAAACAUUGAAAGUACUUCAUGCUUCUACCCUUCAUGACUUUAGAAUGUAGACUUUCUAC